CACUCUUGUUCUUCUCAACACGGAACUAUGACGUUUCGUAAUGGUGGUCGUCGUAAUCUUGUAUUCUAUCAUGUUUGUUUAGUUGCUAACAUGGUCCAUAAGUAUCCAUGGCUUAAAGUGAUGGAAGUUAUAAUAUGAUGAGAAGUUAGAGAAUGUCAAGUCAGACUUGUUACUAUGUCAAUCCAACGAAUUCAGUUAUUAAUCUGCUAUAAAUAUAUAUAUAUGGUUAGGUUUUGUUAAGAGUUAGUUUUAUGCUGAAAGAUUCGUUAGCGAAAUCACUUAUAAUGGAUAAUUUUUUACUGAAUGAACGCAGAAACCAUUGGUCGAAAUCUCAAAUAAAUAAGGAAACCAGUAUACCGUAUGCAAUUUAUGGCGGUAAAUCUUUAAUCAAGGAAUACAACAAUAGGUAUAUUAAAACUAACAACGAAAAUGAGCAUCACAUUGUAGAAAGGUUUUCUGAUACGGGGACUGGUGAAAAUGAUGUAAAAACGGAAAAAGAGAGUUGUAUUACCACUUUUGCGUACUCAGGGAAUCGACAGCAAAAUUAUCAAUUCUACAAAAUUCAACUACAUACCAGUUACUGGCGGAAAUGUAGCAGUUUGGGACAGAUACGACUACUUACUUUACGAAAUAGCCCAUUUUGCGAGAAACAGAGUGUUGCUUUGAGUUGGUGUCUUGCUGCUGCUAAGUGGUAUGCAGUUUUACGCUCUGCGAGAGCUGUUGUGAAGCGCAUUGCGUUACGCAACCCAGCAUACAAGUAUCGACGCCGCUAUUCUUGGCGUAACCCAGCAUACAAAAUUGGCCAGCCACAAGUGGAGAUGGCACAAACAUCUCAGAAUCAAACACGUGUUGUUGCUCCCGUGUCUAUUCCCAGUAAUUAUCUGGACCCAUCUCUUAAUAAAACUUGCUCCCGACCUGCUGAAAAUCUGCCAUUGAAAACGUCAACACUAUCUAACGACAGGACUGAUAUAGAAAUUAUAGUAACGAAUCCUCACUAUCAACCAACGGCAUAUAUGACUUCACGACCAAAUACAACUCGUCACAAACUGCUUCGGGACUUAAGUCAUACAGCGUUAUCGUCAAAUGAAGAGAUUUACACCGACCAUAGUGAAUAUAUAGAGCUUGAAACAAAUCGGAAAAAAGAGUAUCAACGGGACUUAAUGGAACAAAUCGUAGAAAAAAGGCGUACUGUUCAACUUUUACGAGAAAAGGAACGUAUAGAGGAUGAAGCUUUAACAAGGCGUUUACAAGAGCAACUUAAAUCAAUUCAUUUGGAGGAACAAUUGGCGAAGAAAAACAUUUUCACUGAAAAGGAUACUAAGCAAAAUCGGCUAAUGAGAUCUCAACUUCUUGCUAAAUUAGAAAAUGAUGCUAAUAUGCUAUUUGACAACAAAAGUUUCGAAAAAGGGGAAAUCCCAGCGGACACUGGCAAUGGAAGUUUAAAAAAUAGCAAAUGCUAUGAGAGGGGGGAUGUAAAUAAAAAUAAAGUUUAUAAAUACUUUACUAAUUCAACUCGCCAAGACAACCACCAUUAUAACAGUAUGAGCUCGUAUACUAAUAUAAUUCAUGCCGAUAAACAUUUGGCUGAAAAAAAAUGUUUUCACUUGAGUGAAAAAAUUUGCUCUAAAUGUGAUGAACCGUUAAAGAGCUAUGAAAGGUGUUGUCUAUAUUGCCAAGAACGACUUUAUACAAACGAAAUAGAACGUGGAGAAGUUCAAUCAAAGGUUAAAGACAAUGUCAUUUAUUGUGAUAAACACAGUUCAAGAAUUGACAGGACAUAUGAAAGGGAGAAUUGUAGAUCUAGUGAAAGUUUUCAGUUUGAUGAAAGUGACAUGGAAAAAUAUACAUACCGUUUUGUAUUAGUUUGUCAUAAAUGUGAACGAAUAUACAUAGCUUGUCAAAAUUGCGUUGUAAAAAAAGCCGUUUGCCGAGCCUGUCAUCGUAAACUUAAUAUUUGCAUGCGUUGUAGACGUAAUUUAUGUAAUAUAUGCAGGAAUAAAAUUGCUACGGGCCAGAAUACGGACCGAAUAUAUACGAAUGAUACGCAGGCUAAUAAACAGAUUGAAGAAAACCAUUUAAAGCAAGGCGUGGAUUCAUUUCGCAUACUUAAUUUAAAUACUACCCCAAACAUUGCUGAAGAUGGUUACAACAGUUCAUUAAUUGGUACCGUUGCUAAAGAUACACCAUGUCAUCAAAUUAAAGAUAAUUUGGGGGAUGAGAAGCCACAAGUUCCUCAUUUGGAUAGUAUUGAAGUAAAAUGUUUUUAUUUAGAUGAAGACGAAAAUUCGUGCAUUGACGGUGUCCGCCACGAAACGGAUAAGCAUCUGUCUCGAUACAUGAAAAAUUAUGGUGAUGUCGCCCGAUUGCGGAUAGACAAAGAAUGUAGCAAAAGCGAAUCUCGCCAUUUUGGCACACAAACAAUCAAUUCCAACUUGAAGCGGCGUGAUAUUAUGCUGAAAGAGGAGCAUUAUUUGUCGAUGCCAUUGCUACGAGAAAUGCCAAAAAUGACGAGAAAGCAAUUAUUAAAUUGUCCCGAAAUGGACACAGCACAUAGAACACGGAAACUCAAUUGUAUCAAGCAGAAGUGGGAGGUGCCAGCCGUACAGAAGUGUAUUAUUACUCAGAAUUCUCAUACCCUAACUCAAGUGGGCGCUAUACGAAAGCAACUACAAGCUGAAUGUCUGAGUGAUGCGCAAAUUUAUUAGGUUUUAUUUAUCAAAGUGGUAGUUUCUAGAAAUAUUUUGGAUAAUAAUUCAAAUUUGUAUUGACAGUAUGAACUUUAGAAAAUACAUAUAUCAUUUAUUUUGUAUCAUCAAAUUUUAUUGUUUAUAUUAUUUUGUACCAUACAUUUAUUUUCACAUAUGUAAGGGGUGUUCCAAUUCUAGGUUCCUUACUUUUUUAAAGAAAAAACACACAAACUUUAAAUAUAAUGGAGAAUAUCUGUUAUCAUUCGAAAGACC
Molecule: messenger RNA, 2960 nt
Organism: Bactrocera tryoni
Lineage: Eukaryota; Metazoa; Arthropoda; Insecta; Diptera; Tephritidae
Exons: 10
Coding region: 252-2705 (817 amino acids)
Source: RefSeq, a predicted model, not a curated record